This is a messenger RNA of Chrysochloris asiatica (Cape golden mole), 2016 nucleotides long. RefSeq names its product growth arrest-specific 6 (gene GAS6). The transcript is spliced from 15 exons. Bases 313 to 2016 code for a protein of 567 amino acids. The record is from RefSeq and is a predicted model, not a curated record. Gene Ontology annotation, molecular function: calcium ion binding. Lineage: Eukaryota; Metazoa; Chordata; Mammalia; Afrosoricida; Chrysochloridae.
CAGCCCGGCCCCGCCGCCGCCCUGGGCACCGCGCUGCUGCUGCUCCUGCUGGUCACCGAGUCUUCGCACACGGUGCUGCUGAGAGCGCGCGAGGCGGCGCAGUUCCUGCGGCCGAGGCAGCGCCGAGCCUACCAGGUCUUCGAGGAAGCCAAGCAGGGUCACCUGGAGAGGGAGUGCAUAGAAGAACUGUGCAACAAAGAGGAGGCCCGAGAGGUGUUCGAGAACGACCCGGAGACGAACUAUUUUUACCCAAAAUACUUAGAGUGCAUUAAUAAAUAUGGAUCUCCAUAUACCAAAAACCCAAAGUUUCGUAUGUGUGUUCAAGAUUUGCCUGAUCAGUGUACUCCAAACCCCUGUGAUAAGGAGGGAACAAAAGCCUGCCAAGACUUAAUGGGCAACUUCUACUGCCUGUGUAAAGCUGGCUGGGGGGACCGAUACUGUGAUAAAGAUGUCAAUGAAUGCAUUCACCAGAACGGGGGCUGCAAUCAGAUUUGCUACAACAAGGUGGGCAGCUUCCACUGUGCCUGUUACAGUGGCUACACGCUCUCUUCCGACAGCAGGACCUGCGAAGACACAGAUGAGUGCGCAGAUGUGGAUGCCUGCGGGGAGGCACGCUGCAAGAACCUGAUGGGUUCCUAUUCCUGCCUUUGUGACAAGGGCUACAAGUAUGACAGCCAGAAGAAGGUCUGCCAAGAUGUGAACGAAUGUGAGGAAAAGCCCUGUGAACAGAUUUGUGUCAAUUCCCCGGGGAGCUACACAUGUCACUGUGACGGACGUGGGGGCCUGAAACUGUCCGAGGACAUGAACACCUGUGAGGAUAUUUUACCAUGUGUACCGUUUAAUGUGGCCAAAAGCGUGAAGUCUUUGUAUCUGGGACGAAUGUUCAGUGGGAUUCCCGUGAUCAGGCUACGCUUCAAAAGACUGCAGCCCACGAGACUUGUGGCUGAGUUCGACUUUAGAACCUUUGACCCUGAAGGUGUCCUUUUCUUUGCUGGAGGCCAUCAAGACAGUACAUGGAUCGUCCUUGCUCUGCGGGCCGGCAGGUUGGAGCUACAGCUCCGCUACAAUGGGAUUGGCCGAGUCACCAGCAGCGGGCCUGUCAUCAACCACGGCAUGUGGCAGACGAUUUCUGUUGAGGAGCUAGAGCGGAAUCUGGUGAUCAAAGUUAACAAGGACGCUGUUAUGAAAAUCGCCGUGGCUGGGGAUCUGUUUCAGCUGGACAGAGGACUGUAUCAUCUGAACCUCACCGUAGGAGGCAUCCCCUUUAAAGAGAAAGACCUCAUUCAGCCUAUAAAUCCUCGCCUGGACGGUUGUUUGAGGAGUUGGAACUGGUUGAAUGGUGAAGACACCACCAUCCAAGAAACAGUCAAAGUCAACACUAAAAUGCAAUGCUUCUCUGUGACAGAAAAAGGGUCCUACUAUCCCGGGAAUGGAUUUGCUUUCUACAGUCUCGAUUAUGUACGGACAUCACUGGACGUAGGCACAGAAACCACCUGGGAAAUAGACAUCGUUGCUCGGAUCCGCCCUGCCACGGACACGGGGGUGCUGGUAGCAUUGAUGGGAGAGGACCACACCGUUCCCCUCUCCGUGGCCCUGGUGGAUUACCACUCCACAAAGAAGCUCAAAAAGCAGCUGGUUAUCCUGGCCAUCGAGAAUGUCGCCUUGUCCCUGAUGGAGAUCAAGGUCUGCGACAGUCAGGAGCACGUAGUGACAGUGUCUGUGAAGGAAGGGGAGGCCUCCCUGGUGGUCGAUGGCACCAAGGGUCAGAGUGAAGCAAGCCCUGCACAGCUGAAGGAGAGGCUGGCCCUCCUGAGGAGGCACCUGCGUGACUCUGUGCACACAUUUGUCGGGGGCCUGCCAGAUGUUCCCGUGACUUCAGCGCCAGUCACGGCUUUCUACCAAGGCUGUAUGACCCUGGAAAUCAACAAGAAGGCCCUGGACUUAGAUGAAGCUGUGUACAAGCACAGUGACAUCACGUCACACUCCUGUCCUCCAAUUGAGCACGUCGCAGCCUAG